Solanum verrucosum is the source of this 1674-nucleotide messenger RNA. Its product is annotated as WRKY transcription factor 72A. The transcript is spliced from 5 exons. Gene Ontology annotation, biological process: regulation of DNA-templated transcription. Lineage: Eukaryota; Viridiplantae; Streptophyta; Magnoliopsida; Solanales; Solanaceae. Bases 51 to 1643 code for a protein of 530 amino acids. The record is from RefSeq and is a predicted model, not a curated record. Gene Ontology annotation, molecular function: sequence-specific DNA binding; DNA-binding transcription factor activity.
AGGUAGAAGUACUCACAGAAAAUAGAGAAGAGAAAGAUAUAAGUUUGUGUAUGCAUAUGGAGGCUGUUUUCAGAAAAUCAAUUCAUGGAGGUGUAGUCAAACAGGACAUAAAGAUUAAAGCUGGUGAGGAAGGUUUUGUCGAAGAUAUUAAUGAUCUUAAGGUUGGAAAGGAAAGAAAAUCAGUACAUAAUGAGGAGGAUAAUUCGAACUCCUCUCAGCAAAAGGAUCUCACCGGGGACAAAGAGGAUGAUCAGCUGGAAUCAGCCAAAGCCGAUAUGGAAGAAGUAAUGGAAGAAAAUCAAAGGCUAAAGAAACACUUAGAUAGAAUUAUGAAGGAUUAUCGGAACCUUCAGAUGCAAUUCCACGAAGUUGCUCAAAGAGAUGCUGAAAAACCUAAUAAUGUUAAACAUGACGAAGCUGAAUUUGUGUCCCUUAGCCUAGGAAGGACUUCAAGUGACACAAAAAAAGAGUUAUCCAAAUUAAUUUUGAGCAAAAAAGAGAAUGAUGAGAAGGAAGAAGAUAACCUAACCCUAGCAUUGGAUUGCAAGUUUCAAUCGUCUACGAAAUCUUCACCAUCAAAUCUCAGUCCAGAGAAUAGUUUAGGAGAAGUUAAGGACGACGAAAAAGGAGCUGAUCAAACUUGGCCACCUCACAAAGUUCUUAAGACGAUGAGGAAUGAAGAAGAGGAUAUGGUGCAACAAAACCCUACUAAAAGAGCAAAGGUUUCUGUCAGAGUUAGAUGUGACACCCCAACGAUGAACGAUGGAUGUCAAUGGAGAAAAUAUGGACAAAAAAUUGCAAAAGGGAACCCAUGUCCUAGAGCUUACUAUCGUUGCACGGUGGCACCAAAUUGCCCCGUAAGAAAACAGGUUCAAAGAUGCAUUCAGGACAUGUCUAUCUUGAUCACAACAUAUGAAGGAACACAUAACCAUCCACUUCCUCAUUCAGCCACAUCAAUGGCUUUCACCACUUCAGCAGCCGCUUCUAUGCUAUUAUCCGGUUCAUCCAGCUCCGGAUCGGGCCCCACAACCUCUGCCACAACCACCGCGCUCAACUAUUACCUAUCUGAUAACUCAAAACCAAACCCAUUUUAUAACCUUCCAAAUUCAUCCAUUUCUUCAUCAUCACAUUCUCAGUACCCUACAAUCACUCUCGAUUUAACAUCAAACUCGUCCCCUUCCUCAUUUCCCGGCCAACAUCACAGAACAAUCGCGAAUAGUAAUAAUUAUCACUCGCGAUAUAAUAAUAAUAAUAAUAAUUCGUCCACGAAUAUUCUCAAUUUCAGUUCCUUUGAAUCUAAUCAUCUUCUUCCCAUGUCUUGGAAUAACGGAAAUAACCAAACCUAUCACAAGAACCAAGAUAUCCAUUACCAGUCUUAUCUACAAAACAAUAUUAAAAGUGCGACGUCUGCACAAACUUUAUUACCACAAGAUACAAUUGCAGCUGCAACAAAAGCAAUAACAUCAGACCCGAAGUUUCAAUCUGCAUUGGCUGUUGCUCUUACAUCUAUCAUUGGCUCACGCGGCGGAAAUCAUCAUAUUGACGAAAAAUCUGGGCAGAAUUUGAAGGUUACUGAGCCAUUUCCAGUGCUUUGUAGCUUCCCAUCCAUCUCCCCUGGUGAUCACAAAGAUUACACACUAUGAUUCAUUUUAAUUUCUUUAGUUAGAGUUUUUG